AUGGCAGCACCCCAGAUUGGAGAUCUCAUCAAGUUUGCCGAGCUCGGGUGGCAGGUCUACAACUACGGCUGGAGCGACGAGUUGAAAGCCAGCCGCCAGUACCUCGAGUUUGGCCGCGAUGUCCAGCACCUCGCAGAGUCGCUUGAGAGCCUCUCGCACAUCAUCAACGCGGCCAAAGGCUCAUUUCACAGCCAUGGCCUCCCGCCUCCCGACGAGCCCCCUUGGGAUGAGACCACGCUGCUCGAGAUCAUCGGCGACUACAAUGCUACUCUCAACGAGUGUGCCCGUCUCAUCAACGAAAACCGCACCUACGCCAGGGCCACGGCCGGGCCUAUCGCCAACGUUGUGUGGAACAUCAUGGUCCAGCCCAAUGUCGAGAAGCUACGCAGCCGCAUCGUACUACACAACACCAAGAUCCAACACAUACUAAAGCCUUUUGAGAUGGACUUGCGCCUGCGCAUCCACAGCGACCUUGCGCGCCGUAUCCAGAAAGUCGACGCCGCCGUACAAGGCGUUCACGACGAGGUCCGCCGCAUGUGCGCUGACCUUCAUACCUUAAUGCGCGCCUUUGACCCCCAGCUGCUCCCCGACGCCCAACCCACAACCGAACCAGAGCUCCACGGAGUGCCUAUUCCGGACAAGGCAAGGCAGGCCCUAGAGCAAGUCUAUGCUAACUCCGAACCCUCAGGCUUUGACGAGCCAGGCCUCCGCGAUCUCGCCGACGCCUUCAUGCGGAGCUUCGACGCCUCGACCAGGCGCUUCCAGCCCGAGCAAGACUGGAAUAUACCCCCGGAAGAGCAAUACUGGGCCCUCCUGACGAGCCAGUUUUUGAUGGACAAGAUAAUUGAGUCAGGCGAGUUUCGCGGUGAGGCUGCCGUCGAUACGUCCCAUUGGCCUCGGUACAUCCAAAGCUUGCAACAGAAGCUCUCCGCGGAGUCCCGUCGUUUCAGGCAGCACAUGGCUGCCCCCGUUCUCACGACGCCCGCGCCGCCGAUAUGGAUCUGUGAAGAGCUGCCCGCCUACAUCGAGUCGGCCAAGCUUCCAGUCGCCAUGGAGCUUUUGCUCGAAAUGCCCCUCGAGACAAGCACGCAGCGCCGCUGGCGCAAGCUGAGACUGCUCCGUUACUGCGACGGCACUGACAGGCGAUUCCGUCUCGUCAUCACUGCGGGGGACCGUGACCGAGACCGAGGAGAGAAGCCGCCGUCAGAGACACGCCCAAUCGAGUUUAACAUUGCGACUGCCUUCCUCAUCCCUCGUUAUGCGAGCAUCUACGGGGGCGAGCCACUGGAGCUGAUCCUCAAGGUGCGGGACGAGAUGCAUCCGCUCGUCUUCUCUUCGCCGUACGACCUGUACAGGUUCCAGCAAGCUCUGACGGGCUACGAGGUGGUAGAUCAGUACACGGCCUACCGACUGCAAGUUAUUUUUGUCCUGAGUUCCAACCAAAAGGUCAAGGAGUUUGCAGCAUUACAGCUGUGGCGUCCCAUGCGCCUCGAAGGUGAACGCGUCACCAAUGAUGGCGCAACUGAUAGCAUACCCCUCAGUGGUGUGAACGACAGCUCCAGGUUGAGCAUAGCAUCAGCAGAGACCAUCCGGCCGUUGCAUCCAUCGCUGACGCAGAUGUCAUCCUCACCCCGCUCGCAAGCACGCAAUUCCACGGCAUCCGUGGCCGGAGCUAGCUUCGCCCAAAACUUCCAGACCGCCGGAUCGAGGGCAUCUGCGUGGUCAGCCACCACCGCUGCCAGCACCACCGCCAGAUCAUGGAUGUGGCAGCAGAAUGACAACGCCGCCGCUAAUCCUGCCGCCGCUAAUCCCGCUGCAGCCAAACCCGUCCGCACCGGCAGCAUGCUCUCGUCCUUCUCAACCGCCAGCUACACCACGAAGCCCGUGUCGGUCGUCGCUGGCGCCAACGUCGCCACAACAGGCACCUUGCACUGCAAGCCGACCGAGCCCCGGCUGGUCCUCUUCACGCAAAACUGCGAAACGAAGGUCCACGGCUUCGUCUCAGUCGCGAUCGACCAAAAGACGGCCGCCAACUACAAGGCCUGUGAAUGCACUAGCGACCUCAACUGCAAAAAAGCCUUUCUCGAGCGCGGCACCGGCGGCACCAGCCAGCCCCUCACGGUCCUUCGGCUCGGCGGCUGCCCCAAGGCCAACGGUAUACCCGCGCCGUGGAACCUCCUCCCUCUCGCGGAACCGUUACGCGCCUUCGCCGGAACAGCCGCUCGCAACAGCAAUCCCAACAGCAAGGCCUGGCGCAAGGUGAUCCGCAUCAGCAUGUGCUUUGAGCAGGUCAACCUUCGCAAGGAGUUCUCGGGGUGGCCGUGCACGUGUGCCCCGGCUGCGACCGAGGGCCGGCUCAUGGAUUGCUUGGGGCAGUGGCACCGCGGCCGUCUGGGGUUCGUCAAGGAGGUGUCGCGUCGCGAGAGGGUUGAGUGGUAUAACCUGAGAUACCAAAACUCGGUGCAUGUCGAGGAUAGACGGCAGUUGCCGGGCGCCAGGCAGGGAUAG
Molecule: messenger RNA, 2508 nt
Organism: Lasiosphaeria miniovina
Lineage: Eukaryota; Fungi; Ascomycota; Sordariomycetes; Sordariales; Lasiosphaeriaceae
Exons: 2
Coding region: 1-2508 (835 amino acids)
Source: RefSeq, a predicted model, not a curated record